UUUGUUGUAUAAUAAUAGUUGUCUUGUCUGCCGGACCCUGUUCUUUUCACUCUUGCUUUACCUAGAGGCCAUGGUGACUUGGUAAAUAUGUGUUUUUGUUGUUUUCAGGGGUUGUUGUCAUUCAAGGAUGUGGCCAUAGAAUUCUCUCCAGAGGAGUGGGCAUGCCUAAACUCCCCUCAGCGAAUAUUGUACAGGACUGUGAUGUUAGAGAACCAUAGAAACCUGGUUUUUCUAGGACUUGCUGUCUCUAAACCAGAUCUUAUUGCAUUUCUGGAACAAAGGAAAGAGCCCUGGGAUGUGAAGAGCCAUGACACAUUAGCCAAACUUCCAGCUGUGAAUUCUCAUUACACUGUAUGCCUUUGGCCAGAGAGCAUAGAAACCUCCCUUGCAAAGGUGCCAAUGGGAAAAUAUGGUAAAUAUGUCCUUAAGAACUUAUGCUUACAAAAAUCUUGUAUAAAUAAAUGUGAGGAAUGUGGCAAAACCUCUAACUCUCAUUCACAUCUUAAUCAACAUACAGUGAUCCAUACUGGAGGGAAACCCUACAAAUGUGAAGAGUGUGGCAAAGCCUUUCGCAGUCGUUCACUUCUUACUCGACAUACGAUGAUCCAUACUGGAGAGAAACCCUACAAAUGUGAAGAAUGUGGCAAAGCCUUUCGCAUUCGUUCACUUCUUACUCGACAUACAAUGAUCCAUACUGGAGAGAAACCCUACAAAUGUGAAGAAUGUGGCAAAGCCUUUGACAUUCAUUCACUCCUUACUCAACAUACAAUGAUCCAUACUGGGGAGAAACCCUACAAAUGUGAAAAAUGUGGCAAAGCCUUUCACUCUCGUUCAUGUCUUACUCAACAUACAGUGAUCCAUACUGGAAUGAAACGCUUCAAAUGUGAAGAAUGUGGCAAAGCCUUUAGCUCUCGUUCACAUCUUACUCAACAUACUGUGAUCCAUACUGGAGAGAAACCCUACAAAUGUGAAGAAUGUGGCAAAGACUUUCACUUUUCAAAUUUUAUUCAACAUACAGUGAUCCAUACUGGAAAGAAACCCUACAAAUGUGAAGAAUGUGGCAAAGCCUUUCACAUUCGUUUACUCCUUACUCGACAUACAAUGAUCCAUACUGGAGAGAAACCCUUCAAAUGUGAAGAAUGUAACAAAACCUUUCACACUCAUUCACAUCUUACUCAACAUAAGGUGAUCCAUACUGGACAGAAACCCUACAAGUGUGAAGAAUGUGGCAAAACCUUUCACACUCAUUCACACCUUAAUCGACAUAAGGUGAUCCAUACUGGAGAGAAACCCUACAAGUGUGAAGAAUGUGGCAAAGCCUUUCAAGUGCGUUCACUCCUUACUCUACAUAAUAUGAUCCAUACUGGACAGAAACCCUACAAAUGUGAAGAAUGUGGCAAAGCCUUUAUGUCCCGUUCAGAUCUUACUCGACAUACAGUGAUCCAUACUGGAGCGAAACCCUACAAAUGUGAAGAAUGUGGCAAGGCCUUUCGCUCUCAAGGAGGAUUUGCUGGACAUAAGACCAUUCAUACUGGAGAGAAACCCUAUAAAUGUGCAGAAUGUGACAAAACCUUUCAGUUUCUUUCACAUCUUACCCAUCACACAGUGAUCCAUACUAGAGUGAAAUGCUACAAAUGUGAGCAAUGUGGCAAAGCCUUUCACUCUCGUUCACUUCUUACUCAACAUGCAGUGAUUCAUACUGGAGAGAAACCCUACAAAUGUGAAGAAUGUGGCAAAGCCUUUCAGUUUCGUUCACGCCUUACUCGACAUAUGGUGAUUCAUACUGGAGAGAAACCCUACAAAUGUGAAGAAUGUGGCAAAGCCUGUCAAACUCUUUCACGCCUUACUCGACAUAUGGUGAUCCAUACUGGAGAGAAAGCCUACAAAUGUGAAGAAUGUGGCAAAGUCUUUCCAAAUCGUUCACGCCUUAGUCGACAUACAAUGAUCCAUACUGGAGAGAAACCCUACAAAUGUGAAGAAUGUGGCAAAGCCUUUCAAUCUCGUUCACACCUUACUUCACAUAGGGUGAUCCAUACUGCAGAGAAACCCUACAAAUGUGAAGAAUGUGGCAAAGCCUUUCAAAGUCGUUCACACCUCAAUCGACAUACAAUGAUCCAUUCUGGAGAGAAACCCUAUAAAUGUGAAGAAUGUGGCAAAGACUUUCGCUCUCAUUCAAACCUUACUCAACAUACACUGAUCCAUAAUGGACAGAAUCGCUACAAAUGUGCAGAAUGUGGCAAAGCCUUUACAUCUCGUUCAUAUCUUACUCGACAUACAGUGAUCCAUACUGGAGAGAAACCCUACAAAUGUGCAGAAUGUGGCAAAGGCUUUGCUUACAACAUGAGUCUUAUUGAACAUCAGCGUAUCCAUACUGGAGAGAAACCCUACAAAUGUGCAGAAUGUGGCAAAGCCUUUAAGUCUCAUUCAGAUCUCACUCGACAUACAGUGAUCCAUACUGGAGAGAAACCCUACAAAUGUGUAGAAUGUGACAAAGGUUUUGCUCAGAACUCGACUCUUACUGUACAUAAGCGUAUCCAUACUGGAGAGAAACCCUACAAAUGUGAGGAAUGUGGCAAGGCCUUUCACUUUCACUCUGGAUUUUCUCGACAUAAGACCAUGCAUACUGGGGAGAAACCCUACAAAUGUGAACAAUGUGGCAAAGCCUUUCAGUUUCAUUCACGACUUACUCAACAUAUGAUGAUCCAUACUGGAGAGAAACCCUAGAGAUGUGAGGAAUGUGGCAAAGCUUUUCACUCUGGAGGAGGAUUUUCUGGCUAUAAAGACCAUCCAUACCAGAUGAUCCAUACUGGAGAGAAACCCUGCAAAAAUGCGGAAUGUGGCAAAAGCUUUACUGAGGACUCGAAUCUUAUUGAACAUCAGCGUAUCCAUACUGGAGAGAAACCCUACAAAUGUGAGGAAUGUGGAGUAUUUGCUGGCUAUAAGACCAUCCAUACAGGAGUGAAUCCCUAUACAUGUGCAGAAUGUGGUAAAGGCUUUACUCAGUACUCAAAGCUUAUUGAACAUCAGAAUUCCCAUACUGGAGAGAAACCCUACAAAUGUGAGGAAUAUAGCAAAGCCUUUUAUUCUCACUUUGGAUUUUUUCAACGUAACACCAUGCAUACGGGGGAGAAAUCCUACAAAUGUGAAUAA
This is a messenger RNA of Carlito syrichta (Philippine tarsier), 3150 nucleotides long. Its product is annotated as zinc finger protein 208-like. Gene Ontology annotation, biological process: regulation of DNA-templated transcription. The record is from RefSeq and is a predicted model, not a curated record. Lineage: Eukaryota; Metazoa; Chordata; Mammalia; Primates; Tarsiidae.